AUGCCAAAAUAUGAAAUAAUAGCUAAGACAAUGGUUGAAAUACAAUAUCAGAUUGAACUUGAAUUAUAUAUUUCAUAAUCUUUUAACUUAUUUCUGAUUUUGAAUUCAGCUAAUAAUAAACUAUUAUUUAUUAUUUAUUAUUUAUUAUUUAUUAAUUUAGAUAGCCUAAAAUAAUCUAAAAUCUUCAUAAGACAGUAUUACAAAUUUGAUUUCUGUUAAGCCAUUAAUAUAACAUUUUUCAUUCGUGAAAUAAUCAUUCCUACUGAAACUAAAGAAUCAAUUUAAUAUUUACUUUCUAGUUAAGCUAUAAUGAUUGCAAAUGAUAUUAUAUUGAAAGGAAAUUAAAUUUAAAGUAUUAAAUAUAAAUUUAAAGAGUUCAUAAUAAUACUGCCCAUAUAAUUUAGUUAAUUUCAAAUUAUUAUUCUUAGGAUUUCAAAAAUUUAUAUUUUGAUGAACCUUAUAAUAUAUAAAUUACAUAAGAAUUUCACAAAAGAGAGAUUUUUAGACUUCAAUAAUACAAGUAUAAUUUUACAAAUUAUUCUUACUUGAAAUUCAAAAGUAUGUUUGUUGGAUGUCAAAUUAAUUGAAGUAAUUAUAAUGAUUAGUAAAUUUUAAAUUAUUGAUAAUUUAGCAAGAAUAUCAGACAUUAAAUUAUAGCUGAGGAUUGAGUAGGCUAAUGUUUUGGAAAACCAUAAUAAUUUAAUAAAGAAAUAAAACAAUUUAGAUAUUCUUAUUUAGUAUUUUUACAAUAAGAUUGCUUUUUUUAGAUAGAGAUUUAAGAGAUUUUCAUCCUUUUUUAUGUCUUUAUUGUUAACUAAAUUGAAUAAUAAUUAUAAAUUAAACUUAUAAGAGCUUGCAAUUGUUUACCAUAUUAGAAUAAAUUGA
Paramecium pentaurelia is the source of this 885-nucleotide messenger RNA. The record is from the annotation of a GenBank genome assembly. NCBI's taxonomy places the organism in Eukaryota, Ciliophora, Oligohymenophorea, Peniculida, Parameciidae.